Messenger RNA from Ilyonectria robusta, 1120 nucleotides. RefSeq lists its product as uncharacterized. Bases 150 to 836 code for a protein of 228 amino acids. The transcript has 3 exons. The record is from RefSeq and is a predicted model, not a curated record. NCBI's taxonomy places the organism in Eukaryota, Fungi, Ascomycota, Sordariomycetes, Hypocreales, Nectriaceae.
ACUCGACGUGACCGCUUGCCUGUCUCUUCCCACAUACUUUAACGUCUCUCUCCCUUGAUAGUUAUCCUCAGACAGAUGCUCGAGCUGGCUUGCACUGCCCCUCUUCUGCCUCGUUCCCAUCCGUGUCCCCUGCCUCGACCUCUGCCAUCAUGACCGGCGCUCUUGCUACUCCGCGUUACAGCGCGGACGACUUCGAAACUGCCUCGAUCCGUUCUACCGCUCCUUCGUAUGUGUCGGAAGCGCCCUCCUACCACUCCGUCGCUCCGUAUCCCGAGGCCGUGCCGCCGUACUCGCCGCCUAGCAACAGGUCAGACGGAGCCGGACCGACGUCUAUGCUUCUCCACAGCCGGACAACCCAGCAGACUAUCGGUCUGCCUCCGGUUCCCUCCGCUCCCCUACGAAGCGUCCCGAACUUGAACAACUUCCGCAUCGCAACUUGGUCCAACGUGAACAGUCGGCAGUACCAACGGGUGGCACAGCGCCGCGCGAGCGCGAGCGUACAGAGAAGCCCCGUGGAUAACUUGCGACGGGUCAUGACGGAGCGCAUAGUCGAGGAGCCGGUGCAGGAGCGCAACAGCGAGCCGACCACCCGCCCGCUUGAAGACCCAUACCUGGUAGGGGAGGUCGCCGCUUCGAGGGCGCGCCAGGAGAGACUUGCCCGCGAGACGGGUGAAGAUAUUCUUGUGCGCGAAGACCGCCAGUGGGACUGGUGGCUAUUGAGAAUGAAGGAUUUGGACGAGCGCAAUCAAAGCAUGACUCGGACCCGCAAUGAUGCGGAGAUGAGCUCUCGCAAGAAGUUGCUUCGCCGCAUUGGAGGACGGCGCUUGAUGAUGUAGGUUGUUCUUGCCGCGCUGGGACGCUGCUGCUGUGUCGGGUUGAACAUUUCAAGGUUGCAUCUGAACGACAUUGCCGCAUUGCCUCGGCGUUGAUGUUCUAGAUUUGAUUUGGGUCUUGGGUUUUUUCCAUCAUGUCCGGGUGCUUGUUUCGUUGCUCAUGAUUCGUCUCCAUCUACAUAGUGAUGACCAAAGGGGUCGCCACACACUCUUCUAUUCGUCGUCAUUCGUUCCACUUACUAGGGUCUAGGGGGUUAAUGGGUGAUGGAAGUUGGAUGUAGUUAACU